AUAAUGUUAGAAAUGAUAUUUAAAAAAGUAAAAGAAAAGUAAAAAAAAAAAAAAAAAAAAAAACUUCCGGCUUAGGCCGUGUCCAGUUUGAGUUUAAAUGCAAAUACAAAUAAGUGCUCAAGGCAUUUGUGCUUGUUCAUAGCCUGCAUUCAAGAGCUGCUUAAAUUCUUCAGAGGCCUGCACUAUGCCAUGGGGUGUUUCCUCACAAUCAGGUCAUGAGAUGAUAUCAUCAUGCUGACAUCAGUUGGAUGAUGCAAUGCUGCUACAGCAACCUUUCUAUUUUUCCUUUUCAUUUUCUAAUGAGUUAAAGACUGCUUGGAUAAAAACACACAUAGAUAACUUAUUUAACCGGAUAAUCUUAAAAUUAAUAAAGCAAAAAAUUUACGGUGAUAUUAAUCCUGCAGCAUAACCACUACCUGCAUUUACCUAUAGCUUUUGUUGUUUUUUGUUUGAAAGAUUUUGGUGGAAAGCUAUUUUUCCCUCUAGAGAAUUAAGGCUAGAGGACAUAAUCUCAAGUAGCAGUUGACAGGAGUCUUAUAUUUGAUAAAUGUUUUAUCCUACUCCUGAGCUCUACAAACUCAUGCUCCUGUCUAGAGGACAACAAGCACAAGCUCCAUCUCAGCUCCCUCACCAGUCGCUCUAUUUUUUAAAUCUCUUGCUAACAAGAAAGUUAAUAAGAAUCAUUUUAUCGAGAAAUGUAAGGCACAAAGAACAAGUUCUUCUGUCCUCAAGGCUUUCCCGUGGUAGAAAACAUACUGACAAUUACAAAGCACUGACACCCGACAAAGCACUGACAAUGUUAAAUAAACAUACGCUUACAGAAAGCUUCUCUAUAUCAACAAUUACAUGUACAGUCAGGUCCGUAAUAUUUGGAAAGUGACACAAUUUUCACAAUUUUGCCUCUGUACACCAUCACAAUUCAAGUGAUUGAAGUGUAGACUUUCAACUUUAAUUCAAGAGGUAUAACAGAAAUAUUGUGUUAACUGUUUAGGAAUUACAGCCAUUUUUUUUUACAGAGUUUCUCUAUUUUCACAGUCUCAAAAGUACUUGGACAACUGACUGAUAAACAGUUUCAUGGACAGGUGUGGCCUGUUUCCUCAUUAUUUCAUGACAAAUAAAGGAGAUAAAAGGUCUGGAGUGGAUUCCAAGCAUUGAAUUUGUAUUUGGUAGUUGUUCAUGGGAACUCUCAAUAUGCGGUCCAAAGAGGUGUCGAUGUGAGUGAAGGAGGCCAUCAUUAGGUGGAAAAAACAGAACAGACCUAUCAGAGAGAUAGUAGAACUUUAGGAGUGGCCAUAUCAACAAUUUGCACUCCAAAAGGCCUGGAAGACCACGGAAGACAACUAAAGUGGGUGAUCGCAGAAUUCUUUCCUUGGUGAAGAAAAACCCCUUCACAACAUCUAGCCAAAUCAAGAACACUCUGGGGGAGGUAGACGUAUAUUCAAGAGAUGCCUUCAUGAAUAUAAAUACAGACAGUUUACCUCAAGAUGCAAACCACUGGUAACACUCAAGAACAGAAAGACUUUGCUAAAAAAAAAAAAAAAAAAACUCUAAAAAAGGCAGACCAGUUCUGAUUCUAGAUUAACUUGUACCAGAAUGAUGGGAAGAGUAUGGAGAAGGAAAGGAAGGACUCAUGAGCCAAAGCAUACCACAUCAUCUGUCAAAUAGGCUGGAGGCAGUGUUAUGGCAUGGGCAUGUAUGGCUGCCAGUGGAACUGGGUGAAGGCAGAAAGACCCACCAACAAGCAUCAACUGAAGGCGGCUGCCGUAAAGGCCUGGCAAAACAAGGGAGGAAAAUCAGCAUUUGGUGGUGUCCAUGGGUUCCAGACUUCAGCCAGUCAUUGACUACAAAGGAUUUGCAUUCAAGUAUUAAAAAUAAUCGUAAUAUUUAUGAUUAUGUUAGUUUGUCCAAUUACUUUUGAGCCUAAUUUCAUAUUAGUCAGAUUAUGUAGAAUGUCUCAUACAAGUCCCUGUGAAUUAGUUACUAUAGAAACAGUAAAAGUAUUAGAAUGAGCUCAUUAAUAGACUAUAAACCUGUGGUUUGAUUUACAGUCGCCACUAUUUUAAAAAUUGUUUUUAGAAAACGAAUCAACCCUUCUUGUUAAUUAGAAUCGAGAAUUCUAUGGCCCAGGGCUACAAUAUAUCAUACAUGUACAAUUCAGUGAACAGUUCUACUAGUUUUUUACUGAAUAUUGUAUACUCUAUACUGCAUCUGUUUAAUUUCUGUUGUAUUUUUUUCUGUAUUAUUUCUGCAACUUAAGAAUUUCACUCAUACUUUUUUUUUUUUUUAAUCCCUGCACAAACUGUGUAAACUGUGAUUUGGAUAUUAUCCAGUACAUUUAUUCCAUGCUAUUGAAGAUGAGCUUAGUGGGCGGGGCGUACAGGUUGAGGGCGGGACUUUCUGCUGAAUGACAAUAGAGUGGAAUCAUUAGGAGAGUCGUUUCGAACUGAACCGACUCACUGGUGAAUCGCGCAUCAUUCCCCGCACUGAUCCACUGAGAGGGCGAUGUGCGGGACAGCGAGGCUGCGCUGAGAAAACGCGGGAUUCAUCACAGAAACAUAACGUUCGCUUUUUAUUGUCUGUAGGCGAAAUGAACGUUCUUGUAGUCAGGAAUAAGUAGAGUCCUCUUGGUUUAUUUCCACGGGUUAUUUCUUUUUUGACUGAAAACAAAAGGACGGGGAUCUCCAAGUGUUUUCUUCUGCCUCGUCCUAACUUCAGUUAAGAAGAAUUCUUCGAGGAGGUGUGACAUUCAGAGAGAGAGAGAGAGAGAGGGAGAGAGAGAGAGAGGGAGAGAGAGAGAGCGAUAUACUCCAUCCAUUGAAGACGGAAGUGAUGCUACUCUGAGAGUGACAUCAUUGCAUCUGGAAGAUUGCAGUUUGACUUUGCAGUAGGCCUUGGCUUAUGGACUUGAACACUGCUUAGGCUUUAGCAGUAAGGAUUAAUCGACCAUUUGAACUCUGCAGCCCCACUUGUGACUAAAGCAGUGACAAAACCCAGUCAUAAUGUUUUCCUUCGUGAGGCUAUUUGUCAUCGUGAAUGUCUUCACUACUUUACAUGUUGCAGUUGCUGUUAGCCCUUUAAAUGGCUUGCCUGGUGUGUAUCAGAAUCUGCAGUGGAGAGCUCAGCUGUGCUGUGCACUGACUUCCAAUGGAAAGGCCAGUGAGGCCAGCACUAGCUCCAACGUUCACAAUCAGAGCCUCAGUCAUGUCAAUAGCCUUCAGCAGUAUCAGUGUCACAUCCAAAACUCCACAAAUAUCACAGAAGAUUCCAGUGUAUCUCAAGUCGUCUCUGAAAACAUCCGUUUGGACAUCCGUUGCUGGCUCGAAGACAAACGAGCAAAUGUAAUUUGUUAUCUAAAACUCCAAAGAGCCACAGCUCCGGACACCAGUCAGCUGAUUAUUAGCCUGAGGCGAGUAGCACUGGGGGCGGAUACAUUGUCAGAUGAAACGAACAUCACUACUCAGGUGCAGUGUCCUGGCGAAGAUGAGAUUACAUGCCUUUUUGCCCUUGAUGCCAACGAUGUCUCUAUGUCAUUGUCUGUUAGUGGAUUUCUCAGUGGUCGUCCUUUACUGGCACCCGAGAUGCACAUCAGCACUGACCUGCUGCGGAAGCCAGACGCACCAUUUCAUCUGCGUUAUAAUGUAACUACUGAGGGUGAGGUGAUGAUCGCCUGGAAUGACUCACAAAAUAAUAAACACCCACUUUACUAUGAGCUCCGCUACUCAUCCAACACUUCUCUCACACACUGGGAGGUGCUUAAUGUCCAGCAUCCAUGGGUGUCUUUGAGUCAGCUCACUUCUGGAGUCAGAUAUACAGUUCAGGUGCGCUGCAAGAGCCUCCAUCACCUUCACUACUGGAGCGAGUGGAGUGACUGGAGCCAGCCGUUCUACCUCACACUUGAUGUGAGCUACAUCCCUGCUGAAGAGUUCACAAGGCCUGGAGCAGAAAUAACAGUGUAUAGUGUGUUGCACAACCACAGCUGGGCUGCCAGUAAGGCUGUGUGGAUGCUGAAUGGCCAGAUGCUUCCAGAAAGCCAAUACCGAAUGAUCAACGAAAGAGUCAGCGCAGUCACUAUCAGGUCGAAAGAACCUGGCUUUGACACACUGAUGUGCUGUUACCCGUGGGGAGAGAGAUAUAAGUGCAGCAUUGCCUACACCAAGGUCUAUGUAGAAGGAUUCUUUGAUGCAAAUAUAACCUGUCAAACUGAUCAGCGUUUGAGAGUUGAUUCAAUGACCUGUAAAUGGAAUAAGAGUGCGUGGGCUGUGAUACGCUUCCUGUACAGAAGUUAUAUGAGAAUGUGUGAGGAGAUACCACAUGAGGAAGGAACCAUGACACAAACACAUGAAGAAACCAUUUCUGGGGUAGAGGAGUGCCCAGAUGGAACUGGAGACUAUCGCGAAUGCACCCUGCGAGACCUAAGUCUGUUCUCUUGCUAUAAGCUGUGGCUAGUUGUGGAGGGCAGUUAUAACAAAGUGAGGUCACUUCCUGUCUUUGUCUCACCCAUAGACUAUGUGAAGCCGUCUCCACCCUCAGACCUGGAAGCAGUCACUUUACCCAACAAAACACUAAGCGUAAGCUGGAAGCGUCCUCACCUGCCUGCAUAUAAUCUGCAGUAUAAGCUACGCUAUGUACCUAUGCAUGGGAUGGCAGAUUUACAGUGGAAGGUGUUUGGCCCUCUCUUUGAGUCAUGGGCAACAAUUCUGGUACAGGACCCAUGCAUACAGUACAAGGUUGAGGUGCGCUGCCGAAGACUUAACGGCUCAGGUUACUGGAGUGACUGGAGCAAGGCUCAUGCAUCCUUGGUUUAUAGUAUUAAAGCACCAGAGAUGGGGCCAGACUUCUGGCGAAUUAUACAAGAGACUCCUGCAAGUUACAAUAAUGUAACUCUGCUCUUUAAGCCACUUCCAGCAGAGGAACCAGCCAGCUGUGUGCAGGGACUUGUAGUGAUGCACCAGACUUCAGGGGGCAACGUGUGGUCAGAUGACAUAGCCCCAAGCACUUUUUACACAUUCCAGUGGAGAGAGGAAGUCCAUAGCAUCACUGUCAUGUCUCGUAAUUCUUUAGGCUCCUCAGCCAAGAAUAGUAACAUGACUCUGGUGCGUCAACCUAAACGACAGUGUGUGCGUUGGUUCCAUGUAGCAGCCAAUGCAUCGUGUGUGUUUCUGUCCUGGAGCCUGGUGGGUGAGCAGCCAUUGCUCCUUUCCUUUGUCCUUGAGUGGCUGGAGCUGAGUGGUGAUUCCAGCCAGGGCUGGACUUCAGCUGGAAGAGUAGAGUGGCUCAGAGUCGCCUCAAACACCAGGGAUCUUCAGCUGUGCCGGCCUUUUUAUGGCACAGAGGAGUUUAAACUGUACCCUGUGUUUGUGGAUGGUGAAGGGGAGCCAGUGAGAUGCACAGCUGUGCGAAGUGACCCUGCAGCCUACAUGCUUCUCAUGAUCAUCGCCUUCCUCUUUGUCGUCCUGCUUGUCACUUUGAUCAUCUCACAAAACCAACUGAAGAAGCUCAUGUGGAAGGAUGUCCCAAAUCCCAACAACUGCUCUUGGGCAAAGGGGAGAGAUUUCAAAAAGUUGGAUGGCAACCUAUUCGGUCAUCAGGAGGGCCUUACUGCUUGUCCACUUCUGCCGAUGUCUGAAAAUGCAUGUGAGGUGGAGAUUGUUGAGAAACUUUUUGUUCUGGAAGAAGACCAAGAAGACAAGGCACUCCUUCACCAUUCAGUCGAUACAGAAGGCCAAAGCACCAAUCUGUCAUCCAUAGAAGGAUCAUUAGAACCUCUUUCUCUCGAUACAUCCACUGUAGCUGCAAGCCCUGAAACGUCAGGCCAGUCGUCUGUAACAUACUCCACAGUCCUGGUGUUUGAUCAGCCUGUCCUCCAGAGGAAGCAGCAGGAGAGUCUGAGCAGCUCCAGUGAUGAAGGCAACUUCUCUGCCAAUAACUCAGACAUUUCUGGCUCCUUCCCUGGAGGCCUGUGUGAGCUGGAGAUCCAUUCCUCUUCUGAUGGUGCCAAUCCCCGAAACUCCUGCUCCUACAACUCAGUGGAGGAGUUUUCUGAAACGUCAGAACAAGAGGAUGAAGCUUCAGAGAGCACACAAGUGUCCAAAGAACUCUACUACAUGGGAAUGAAUGAAGAGGGAGAAGAAGAUGAGCUGGAGGAGGAGUUUAAGGAGGAAGAUGGAACAGAGGAGCAGAUUCCAGAUUCCAGUCCCGAGCUGGACUGCAAGAACUCGAAAGCCAGUGAUUCAAACGUUCCUCUCUAUCUGCCCCAAUUCCGGACUGCAGCCAAUAAACUCUUGAGAGAGACAGUGGGCGACAGCACCAUCCAGCUGUGAUCUGAAAUAUUGGCUCUACCUUCCGGAAACAGGCGACACUGUAUGUUUUAAAUUCUUUAUAAUUCCCUGCUUCUUCCAUGAUCUCAUUCCUGACAAGGAACAUCUGAUCUGGGCAUGAUGAGUUGGACUAAUACAGGAUUUUAAACAGACAGGUUGGUAUAUCACUUUUCUGUGAUUAGUUCAUAUUGCUUCUCUUGUACCUUAACAAUAAGAGAAACUAUGAAAGAAACCAGCCAAAGUUUCUUUGGCACUGUGCCUAGAUGAAACGUUUCCUGUUAUCAGAGCACAGUGUGACUGUGAAUGUCAACCGACAGGUUAAAUGUCAUCCUGUUAUUACUACAACUUGCUGCUUUACAUCCUUCUCACGUGGGAUGUGCCUUGUAUGUUCAAGGGUGGAAAUGAAGUUCUGAAGUACUGACUGAUAUGAAAUGCUGUAAGAGGUAGUAUAUAUCUGUGGCUGCAUGGGAAAACCCUUCACUUUGACAAAUUUUGACAUUUUUUACUAUAUUCACGGUACUGUACAAAAGUCUUAGGCACCCUAUUUUUUUUUAGUAUAAAUUUUGUUAAAGAUUUUUAUUUUAUGACUUCUACAUCAUUGAGUCAGUACAAAAACAUUUAGAUUUCCAAACAUUAGUUUUCUAGCACAAAAUUAAAUUGAACAGAAAAAUGUUUGUAUGUCAGUAAAGAAAGCAGCAUAUUAUGUAAGAGACCACUUUUCAGACAAAAAAAACAGAAUGAAGGCUGCUGAGUUUUGCGUGCAAAAAUAUGUGACCGUCAAAGCCCCCAGAAGAGCUGUUGCUGAUUCUGUAAGAUGCUCGGUAAAACCUACAGCUCAUUUCCUUAUAAAACUGCACACAUUGUACCUGAGACUACUAAUUUUGUUUUUGAAGCAAAGGGUCGUCACACCAAAUAUUGACUUUGUUUCUUGCAUUACUGUUUACUGCUCUUUAUAGUAUUUUUCUUAAUGUAGAAACAUUUAAUUUCAUUAUUUUUGAAGGCAUCUUUGCUCUAUAGAAUUUCUUUGUAUGUGCCUAAGACCUUUACACAGUACUGUAGUUCUGGAAACUACAGGCUUCCCUGAACUGAAUUAUUUUGCAUGUAUCUUAACAAGUUCUAUCAUUUUCAAUGAAUACUCCCAAAAGUGAAAAGGGAGAAAACUGCAUUUAAAAACUCCAUUCCAACUCCACUGGAAAAAAACUGCAUACCUCUACAUGGAAAAACCUACAACAUAACAACAUAACAAAACAUAACAAAAAGUAUAUAGUGGACAAUGAGGCACUGAUUUAUCAGCGUCAUCCAUCAGUCUCUGUCUCAGUACCUGAGGUAAGAGUCACUCAUAGCAUGUAAACACAAGCACAAGGUAAAAGUCACUCAUGGCAUUUAAAAGCAUGUCUGCUGUCAUCUGUACAGAGUGCUGAAGUGCUCUUCGCUGUUUUGAUGAUGAUGAUGUGGCGGCACCAGACCAUCACAAACAUUCUGAGAGCCAGUAUCCGAUUACAAAGUGAACUGAUUAGGCUUAUGUCUGUUAUGCUAUGGCACACUGCUAUCCAACAAUUUGAUCAAAUCUUGAGAAAAGCACACUUAGCUAUCAAGGUUUUAGACAUAUUUAGGCAGACUGACUGACUGCGUUUAAAAAAAAAAAAAAAAUGGCUUGUUAUCCAACAUGAUCUUUGCAGGCUAAGGCCCAAGGCAAGGUUAUAAAGUAAAUAAAAACAUCAUUUUAGUGAAAAAAAAAAAAAAUAAAAUAAUGUGUUUAUGGUUUCUUAAAGUAGAGAGGUGAAAGUAUAUUACUGACCAAAACUUAAUUUUGGUCCAAACCCAGUACUUUGUCAUCUGACUGGUUUUCCCAUCCCACCACACACAUACAGUAGCAGGAAAAAGAAAGGAUGUUAAUUCCUCAGGCAUCAAGAACACAAGACACCGUUGCGGUUUAGUGGAAGACAGUAUUUAAGGUGCUUUUAAAAGCAAGUGCAAUCAGUGCUGUUUAAAACUGUUCAAGAUUUAAGCUGCAUGGUUGAAUCCAGUCAAUCUGUAACAACGUGACAAAUAUUGUGUUAUAUUUCAAUGAUGUUUGAUUGUGAAUGUCUAUUUUGUCAUCUGUGUUUACGUUCUUCGAAAUCUCAAGCAUCAAAUGUGAAAUGUUCUGUCUAUUUUCAGUGUCUGUUAUUUUGUAUCAAAACCAGUGUAUGAUGACCACUGAAUGUUAUUGACAGUGAUGGAAUUUAUUAAAUUGUUAAUGUUUCUAAAGAAUGUGUGUACAGUAUAUAAAUAUUUGAUGUCUAUUUUUCUGGUCUGAAUAAACUUAUUUAUUGCAAGCA
This is a messenger RNA of Pangasianodon hypophthalmus (striped catfish), 8638 nucleotides long. RefSeq names its product leptin receptor (gene lepr). Gene Ontology annotation, molecular function: cytokine receptor activity; protein binding. NCBI's taxonomy places the organism in Eukaryota, Metazoa, Chordata, Actinopteri, Siluriformes, Pangasiidae. Gene Ontology annotation, cellular component: external side of plasma membrane. Bases 3000 to 6320 code for a protein of 1106 amino acids. The record is from RefSeq and is a predicted model, not a curated record. The transcript has 21 exons. Gene Ontology annotation, biological process: cytokine-mediated signaling pathway.